AUGCCGCCUGCAGGCAGGGCGGCUGCGGAGCCCACUGAAACCCGCCCGCACCCGGCCCGCUCCGGCCCGCGCGGCUCCGGCGGCACAGGGCUCGCCUGCUGCCUGCGGGUCAUGGCUCCGACCGGGAAGGCCCGACUCUCUUCGGGCCCCAAACCCGAGGCGGCCUCGCCGGGCCUGCGCCAGGGAGAAAAAGAGCAACAAGAAGCAAUUGAACACAUCGAUGAAGUACAAAAUGAAAUAGACAGACUUAAUGAACAAGCCAGUGAAGAAAUAUUGAAAGUAGAACAGAAAUAUAACAAACUCCGCCAACCAUUUUUUCAGAAGAGGUCAGAAUUGAUCGCCAAAAUCCCAAAUUUUUGGGUAACAACAUUUGUUAAUCAUGAUUUGACGAAACGUUCAAGUCAAACGCAGAAUAAAGCCAGUAGGAAGAGGCAGCACGAAGAGCCCGAGAGCUUCUUUACUUGGUUCACUGAUCACUCAGAUGCAGGUGCAGAUGAGCUAGGAGAAGUCAUCAAGGAUGACAUCUGGCCCAACCCACUGCAGUACUAUCUGGUUCCUGACAUGGAUGACGAGGAGGCCGAGGGAGAAGAGGACGAUGAUGACGAGGAGGAGGAGGAGGGGCUAGAGGACAUCGACGAGGAGGGUGAUGAGGAUGAAGGCGAGGAGGAUGAGGAUGACGAAGAGGGCGAGGAAGGCGAGGAAGACGAAGGAGAAGAUGACUAACUGAAUACUGACGGAUUCCAACCUUCUUGUUUUUCCUUUUUUU
This is a messenger RNA of Octodon degus (degu), 766 nucleotides long. RefSeq names its product SET nuclear proto-oncogene (gene Set). Gene Ontology annotation, cellular component: nucleus; chromatin. Gene Ontology annotation, biological process: nucleosome assembly. NCBI's taxonomy places the organism in Eukaryota, Metazoa, Chordata, Mammalia, Rodentia, Octodontidae. The transcript has 6 exons. The record is from RefSeq and is a predicted model, not a curated record. Bases 1 to 723 code for a protein of 240 amino acids. Gene Ontology annotation, molecular function: histone binding; chromatin binding.